AUGACCAACACUCGCCCCAAACGACGACGACGGCUUACCAAGCGAGCGCGAGACGCUGUGGAUGCUGGCAUUAUGCCUGACCUUGGCGCUGUUGGUGACAGCGACGAGUCUGUCUCCGAUGCCAGCCAGUCUGGCUCUGACUCUGAACCCCCGCCCACCCAGGAUAUGGCAUCUGCAUCAUCAACACCCACGACCGCGCCGGUAAACCCUUCCACAGCUUCGAAGGAUGCGGCACGCUUGUCUCGGUUCGCAGCCAGGUACAAGACUGAGACUCGCACUGACGAAGAGGUCCUUGCGGCGCAGCGAAACGCUUGGACUUCAAGAUGCUACGACCAUUUCGACUCGCCGACCAUCAAACGUGAGGGUGACAAGGUCUGGUACAUUUUUACCUGCAAGGCUCAUCCCAGUGUCUCCAUCACUCGUGCUCGCCACGACGAGAGCACGGGUAACCUCAAGCGCCACGUCGACAAAUGUGUCCCAGCAGACUCCUCUGAGGUGCAGGCAAUGGCCACCUUCACAGCGGGCCACAAGUUCAACAAGCUCCGGCAUCGGGUCCUCCUCGCCAUUUGGGUUGCAAAGCAACGUCGGCCGUUCUCCAUUGUUGAAGAUCCUGAACUUUUGCAGAUCUUCAAGGAGCUCAACACCCUCGUCGAAACGCCUUCACGUAACAUGGUAUCCCGAGACGUCCGGGAGAUCUUUACCAUUACACGCGAGGCACUCAAGAAGAGUCUUCAGGAUUACCCGGGCAGGCUUAAUCUUGCCGCUGAUGGAUGGACCAGUCCGAAUGUCAUCUCGUUCCUUGGUGUCACGGUCCAUCGCUUGAAGGAUGCCUCGAUUAACGCGACCCUUCUCGACUUCAUCAAGCUGAAGAAGGCUCACACUGGACAAUAUCUUGCGUCCAAGUUGAUGGAAUGUCUGCAUGAGUUUGGGAUUGCCGAUAAGAUCCUCGCGUUCACCGGUGACAACGCUUCGAACAACGAUACAAUGCUUGAAGAACUGAAGGAGCUCAUGCCGAGCUUCCGUGGUCCUGAGGUCCAGUCUGUCAUGUCACCCUUUGCGAAGGCGAAGCGUGGCCCCAACGACGAUGUUGAUCCUGAGGUUGACAACCCAGCUGAAGAAGACAGUCAGUCCACCGCACACCCUGAUGUCGAGGUACCCCCAAGUGAGGACCAAGAUGGUGAUGACGACGACGAUGUCAGUGACGAUGAUGACGACGAUGACGGCGAGUUCGAAGUACCCGAGGGCCUCAUUGAGAGUGACCAGAGGGAGGUUUCGGACCUUGUGAGGGAGAUUGAGGCAGAUUUUGUCUCGCGCCUUGAUCCUCUCUCUGCUGCCGACGCAAAGGUUGCGCAGAGUAGUAUCACAAAGCUCCGGAAGCUCGCCAUCAAGAUUGUUCAUAGCCCCACUAUCUCUGAAGACCUCAAGGCCUGCUGUGAGCGCGUCGGUGUCUUUGCAAAGAAGAUGGUCCGUGAUGUUCCAACCCGAUGGAACAGUACUGCGGAGUUACUCGACCGUGCCUUGGAGCUCCGUGCUGCUCUGGACCGCCUCUGUCUCAUGCCAGAGCACAACCGUUCUCGAGGGGCUCGCCUCAAGCAGUACCGACUGUCUCCCGAUGAGUGGAAAGUCUUGGAGCAGCUUGCUCCCCUUCUCGAUGGCAUUCUCUACGCGACAAAGGAGGUCUCCAAGUCGAGCAUCCCGCUGAUCCACGAAGUCAUCCCCUUUAUCGACUCGCUCACCUCAAUGUUUGACGAAUUCAUCGAUAACACUGAGCGCCAUCCCGCUGUCCGCCAUGCCGCAUUACGUGGUCUCAAAAUGCUGAACAAGUAUUAUUCGAAGACUGACAAGAGCAUCGUGUAUCGUAUUGCUAUGAUUCUCCAUCCGGGUUACAAAACGAACUAUUUCAUGACAGCAAAAUGGGAACCGGAGUGGAUUGUGGCGGCCAAGGCCAUUGCACGAGAUGAGUGGGUAACAUACUACAAGUCUGCUAUCACCCCCGCAUCUUCGACCUCCACACCCGUGUCAUCGUCGUCGGCUACUGCGGGCAAUGAUAAGGAUGGUCGCUUUGCGGUAACGCGCAAGCAUUUCACUUUGGUCCACUCGCGUUCGGUGACCUCUGCAUCUCUUGACCCUCUCGAGGAAUGGAUGGCUUCCCCUCCGAUUCCUGGGGUCAUUGAUCCUCUCAAGUACUGGUCUCAGAUGCAGGCGGCUGGUCAUCCACUUGCACGUAUGGCUUUGGACUUUCUCACUAUACCGGACAGCUCUACCCGUGCUGCUACUGUAUUGGGGUCUUGGGCCUCACAGUCGUUGGUCCCUCUUGACACUGUCCUCGAGAUCUUUAAGGAGAAGGUCCGCCGUCGUCCCCAGCGGAAGAAGGUUCGCAUGGAUGCAGGUGACACUUCUACUGUCAUCGAGCUGGUUGAUUGA
Molecule: messenger RNA, 2424 nt
Organism: Coprinopsis cinerea okayama7#130
Lineage: Eukaryota; Fungi; Basidiomycota; Agaricomycetes; Agaricales; Psathyrellaceae
Exons: 11
Coding region: 1-2424 (807 amino acids)
Source: RefSeq, a predicted model, not a curated record